Molecule: messenger RNA, 1736 nt
Organism: Entelurus aequoreus (snake pipefish)
Lineage: Eukaryota; Metazoa; Chordata; Actinopteri; Syngnathiformes; Syngnathidae
Product: zinc finger and BTB domain-containing protein 49-like
Exons: 2
Coding region: 206-1129 (307 amino acids)
Biological process (GO): epidermal cell differentiation; regulation of transcription by RNA polymerase II
Cellular component (GO): nucleus
Molecular function (GO): RNA polymerase II cis-regulatory region sequence-specific DNA binding; DNA-binding transcription factor activity, RNA polymerase II-specific
Source: RefSeq, a predicted model, not a curated record
GAAAAAAGCCGGAAAAAGGAAGUGGUUGUUUAGUUGCGUUUGUGCCUUUAGGAUUGCUCGCGAAUAAAUUAGAGAGACAAGUUUAGAUAUUUCGGUGUUGAUUAGGAAUUGUGGAGUUAGUUUCUCCUUUCGAUUAGUUCCGAGCAUCGAGGUUAGCAGAACGUCGCUAAGCUAAACAGAGAGCAAGUGUGACUUUUAAGUCAGAAUGUUCAAAGUUCGAAUGAUACGAGCUGUGAUGGAACAGCGACUAAGUGCUGCUGUCGAAGAAGUCUUUGGACUGUUUGAAAGAACCAUUUUAGAGUACGAGGCGGAACUGUCUCGGACGAAAGAGGAGUACGAGCGACAACGCGAACUGCUAGUCCAAGUCCGCAAAACCUAUCCUCGGCUUUGCGAAGCAGCAGACUUCCGGCAGGUGCCAAAGGAGGAGAAAGAAGAAGAGAUUCCAUCAGAACAGCAGGAGUGGAGCUCCUGUGUGGGGCAGGAAGAGUCAGAUAUUCUCCACAUUAAAGAGGAAGAGGAGGAACUGUGGGAGCCGCUUCGAGGGCUGAAGGAAGAUGGAGAUCACAAUCAAAGUGAGGAGGCAAGACAAGCUCAACAAAUAACAGAAGCCGAUGAAGAUAUAAACUCAGAGCCAGACAGCGUCUUUGCUCCACUGUCAGACAUGGACGACAUGAUGUCAGACUCUUCUGUGACCAAUCACAGCGAUGACACCAACAAACAUUUGGAGACUAAUCAGAACUCCAAAGGUGAUAUGAGUCAUCAAGGUGAGAAAAGAUUUGAACAGAAGAUAAGUGUGAAGCGCCACAUGGAAGAAGAGAAACAGUUCGUUUGCUCAGUUUGUCCUAAAACGUUUGCCUCCAACAAGUAUUUGAGAAGACACAUGAUGAUACAUACAAAGGAGAGAUACCCUUCCUGUUCAGUUUGUGGCAAAAGAUUCCGAGACACGUUCGAAAUAAAAGAGCACAUGAACAAACACACUGGUGAGAGACCUUUCACCUGCUCACUUUGCAAGAAAAGCUUCGGCCGUCGAGCAGCACUCAGAGCACAUUUGAAAAAAUGCCAUGGAGGGAAGAAACAUUGGAUGUCCAGCGACCCGCAGAUGACAGCAGAAAAUGAUGGAAUGCAAUAGACAGCAACUGUCAAGUAAGAGCGACAUGAUACCACACUAUUCUGCCACCGAUCACGACGACGACAACGAACCGUUGGAGUGUAAAAAAGUACUUUAAAUGCGAUAUGAGUCAUCACAAUAGUCUGACUGUCCUGAAAUCAUUUGAUUCAAAAGUAUUUUUGCAAAGCCACAUGAGAAAACCCAGUGGAAAGAAAAGUUUUGCUUGCUUGGUUUGUGCCUGAGAAAUGUACAAGACGGUAUGUUAUGAUACUCGUACACUGGGGAGAAACUGUUCCAUUGCAAUGUGAGCAAUGUAAGAUCCACUUUUAAGGCUGUUUUUAAGCUGUUGUAUAAGUGAGUAUUUCUUUCAAACUUUUUAAUUUCACAUUUCUUUUGCCAAGUAGCUAAUUUUCGGAUGAUUGAUCCCUAACUCCCAUACAGACUUUGUAUGAUGGCUACUAAAGAUUGUGAUAUGAGUGAAUUAGAUACAGGUCUGCUAAAACCAAUAAAGUUGUAUUUGAAAUGUUUCAAUGUCAUUAUAUUGCACUCAUGGUGUAGUGCAGGGGUGUAAAACCUGCAACAGGUAUUAAAAUAGCUCAUAAAACGCCACUUAAUCCUGCUUUCUUCC